This is a messenger RNA of Scatophagus argus, 8271 nucleotides long. RefSeq names its product kinesin family member 13A (gene kif13a). Gene Ontology annotation, biological process: microtubule-based movement; regulation of protein localization. Gene Ontology annotation, molecular function: microtubule motor activity; cell adhesion molecule binding; microtubule binding. NCBI's taxonomy places the organism in Eukaryota, Metazoa, Chordata, Actinopteri, Scatophagidae. The record is from RefSeq and is a predicted model, not a curated record. Gene Ontology annotation, cellular component: adherens junction. The coding region runs from base 375 to 6380 and encodes 2001 amino acids. The transcript has 40 exons.
CCCCACACCCACCACCACCAAUACCCCCACCCUCCCGAAUGAGCGACGCGGUGCGUAAAUCCUUUCCCCCUCUUUGGCACAGCCGUCUGCAGUCUGCCAGAGGAUAGCAGUCGUGCUCCCAGUGGAAGAUGGCGGUGGGGAUGCUGUCUGGGGCUGGAGCAGAGAGCUGGAUUUGCACAAAAAACGAACCCGGAUGGAUACAGGAAAUAAAAUGAACAUAUUCCUAUCUCUUCUCCUCGAAGUCUGGACUCUUUUGGAGUUGUUAAACUAGAGCUCAUUUUUUUCCGGUAGAAAUCCGGGCUUCUUGUCGGAGAUUCACAGACUAUACAUUGAUAGCUCGGCGCACAGACAGGGUGGACGAAAAGUGGACGAAAAUGUCGGAUACAAAGGUAAAAGUUGCAGUGAGAGUUCGGCCCAUGAACCGCAGGGAAAUUGAACUGAAUACAAAAUGUGUCGUGGAUAUGGAGGAUAACCAAACGGUUCUACACCCGCCACCUUCAAAUGCAAAAGGAGAGAACAGCAGGAAACAACCUAAGGUGUUUGCUUUUGACCACUGUUUUUGGUCCAUGGAUGAAUCCAACGUUCCCAAAUAUGCUGGUCAAGAGGUGGUGUUCAAGUGCCUUGGAGAGGGAAUACUUGAAAAUGCGUUCCAGGGAUAUAAUGCCUGCAUUUUUGCCUAUGGACAAACAGGUUCAGGCAAGUCCUUUUCCAUGAUGGGGAAUGGGGAGCAGCCGGGUUUAAUCCCUCGGCUCUGCUGCUCACUGUUUGAGAGGGUCCACAGGGAGGAGAAUGAGGCCCACACAUUUAAGGUGGAGGUGUCCUACAUGGAGAUCUACAAUGAGAAGGUCCGCGACCUGCUCGAUCCCAAAGGGAGUCGGCAGUCCCUGAAAGUUCGGGAACACAAAGUCCUGGGUCCAUAUGUGGAUGGUCUUUCUCAGCUCGCUGUGACCAGCUUUGAGGACAUCGAGGUGUUAAUGUCAGAGGGGAACAAGUCUCGCACAGUCGCAGCCACCAACAUGAAUGAGGAGAGCAGUCGAUCGCAUGCCGUCUUCAGUAUUAUUGUCACGCAAACGCUUUAUGACCUUCAGUCUGGGAAUUCAGGAGAGAAAGUGAGCAAGAUGAGUCUGGUUGACCUGGCAGGAAGUGAGCGAGUGUCCAAGACUGGAGCUGCUGGAGAACGACUUAAAGAGGGCAGCAACAUUAACAAGUCUCUCACCACGUUAGGCUGUGUGAUUUCUGCUCUGGCUGAUCAGUCUGCAGGAAAGGGGAAAGCCAAGUUUGUGCCAUACAGAGACUCAGUCCUCACCUGGCUACUGAAGGACAAUCUUGGCGGCAACAGCAAAACAGCCAUGAUAGCCACAGUGAGUCCGGCGGCUGAUAACUAUGAGGAGACUUUGUCCACGCUCCGUUAUGCUGACAGAGCCAAGAGAAUUGUCAACCACGCCGUGGUGAAUGAAGACCCCAAUGCUCGGAUCAUCAGGGAGCUCAGGGAGGAGGUGGAGAAGCUCAAAGUUCAGCUCUCUCAGGCUGAGUCUUUGAAGGCUCCUGAGCUGAAGGAGAAACUGCAUGAAUCUGAGAAGCUCAUUCAGGAAAUGACGGUCACCUGGGAGGAGAAACUGAGAAAGACAGAGGAGAUUGCCACUGAACGUCAGAAGCAGCUGGAGAGCAUGGGCAUCUCUCUGGAGACAUCAGGGAUUAAAGUGGGUGAAGACAAAUGUUACCUGGUCAAUCUGAAUGCUGAUCCUGCACUGAAUGAGCUAUUGGUCUACUACCUGAAGGAGCACACACGUGUGGGCGCUGACACGUCUCAGGACAUCCAACUGUUUGGGAUUGGUAUCCAGCCGGAGCACUGUGUCCUUGAGCUCUGCCCAGAUGGUGACGUCACCUUGAUGCCCCUGGGGAAUGCCAGGACCUGUGUGAACGGAACAAUGAUCGAUUCCUUGGUGCACCUGUGGCACGGAGACCGUAUCUUAUGGGGCAACAAUCACUUCUUCAGGAUUAAUCUGCCUAAACGAAAGCGGCGGGACCGUUUAAAGGAGCUGGAGAGAGCUUCUCCCAGAGAGAGCUUCAUUGAGGCAGAUGUGGAGACGGCCAGCGAGGCCUCCUCAGAGCAGGACUACAGCUACGAGUUCGCACAGAUGGAGGUCAUGAUGAAGACUCUGGGGAACAACGACCCCAUGCAGAAUGUGGUCCAGGUGCUGGAGAAGCAGUACCUGGAGGAGAAGCGCACGGCCCUGGAGGAACAGAGGAUCAUGUAUGAACGAGAGCUGGAGUCGCUACGGCAACAGCUGUCUCCCGAGAAAACACCGCAGCACCACCGCAGCAGCAGUGACCGCCUUACGUUCCCCACGACACACACACCGCACAGCAAGCUGCGACUGUGGACAGAGGAGAGGGAUGAGCUUUUUCGUCAUAGCCUUUCUCGACUCCGGGAGCAGGUCGUGAAAGCCAACACCUUGGUGCGAGAAGCCAACUUCUUGGCAGAAGAGAUGAACAAACUGACUGACUAUCAGGUCACCCUUCAGAUUCCUGCAGCCAACCUCAGCGCCAACCGCAAGCGUGGAGCGAUAGUGAGCGAGCCGGCCAUUCAGGUGCGGAGAAAAGGGAAGGGGACCCAGGUGUGGACCAUUGAGAAGCUGGAAAACAAACUGGUGGAUAUGAGAGACCACUACAGGGACUGGAAGGAAGGCACAGAGGAGACGUACAACAAAACAAGCAGUAAUUGCUCUGACCCUUUUUAUGAGGCACAAGAGAACCACAACCUAAUAGGAGUGGCCAACAUUUUUCUGGAGUGCCUUUUCCAUGAUGUCAAACUGCAGUAUGCUGUGCCCAUCAUCAGCCAACAGGGAGAGGUAGCAGGCAGGCUGCACGUCGAGCUGAUGCGAGUCAGUGGAGCCGUACCAGAGCGCCUGUGCGGAGGAGACGACUCUUCAGAGAACUCCAGUGAGAGCAGCUGCUAUGAGGUGAUGGACACCAACGGGGAGAUCGUCCACAUGGCCAAGAGGCUCACCUGCAGGGUCCGGAUCAGGGAGGCUACUGGUCUGCCGCUCAACCUGUCCAACUUUGUCUUCUGUCAGUACACCUUCUGGGAACACGGUGAGCCCACUGUGGCUCCUCCCAUGGUCAGCCCAGACAGGCCUACCCCUCGGAGUCCAGAUGCCCAGUUUACUGUCCAGUUUGAUCACUGCAAGGACUAUGUUGUGCAUGUGACAGAUGAGUUUUUGGAGUUUAUAUCAGAUGGAGCUUUGGCCAUAGAAGUGUGGGGUCACCGCUGUGCUGGGAACGGACGUUCACUCUGGGAGUUAGAUGCACUGGAGGCCAAAACCCAGACACUCCGCGACAGAUGGAAUGAGGUGUCUCGCAGGAUCGAGCUGUGGAUCUCCAUCCAGGAGCUGAAUGAACAGGGAGAGUACUCCUCUGUGGAGCUGCAUCCUGGAAAAGACAUCAACACAGGAGGAGUCUUCCAGCUCCGACAGGGUCACUCCAGGAGGCUGCAGGUGUGUGUGAAGCCGGUCCAAAACUCAGGCACUCUGCCUCUGCUGGUGGAGGCUGUGCUGUCUGUCUCCAUCGGCUGCGUGUCAGCUCGCUCCACCAAGCUACAGAGACCACUGGACAGCUACCAGAGAGAGUUGGAAGACGAUGUGGAUAGUUAUCAGGAGGAAGAUCUCAACUGUGUUCGAGCACGCUGGUCAGAGGCCCUGAUCAAACGUCGGGAGUACCUUGAUGAACAAAUCAAGAAAAUCAUCAACAAACACGAGAAGUCAGAGGAGGAUAUUGAGCGUGAGGCUCGGCUGGUGGAGCAGUGGGUUGGCCUGACUGAAGAGAGGAACGCAGUGCUGGUGCCUGCACCUGGCAGUGGCAUCCCUGGAGCUCCUGCAGACUGGACCCCAUCUGCUGGAAUGGAAGCUCACAUCCCUGUGCUCUUCCUGGAUUUAAAUGCGGAUAACCUGACAGUGAAUGAGCAGCUGACCGGCCCUCAUGCUGCAGGCGUUAACUCUAUCCUGCCCAAGGAGCAUGGAAGUCAAUUCUUCUAUCUGCCCAUCAUUAGACACAGUGAUGAGGAGGUGUCUGCAUUGUGCUCCUGGGACUCAUCCAUCCACGAUUCUGUGCACCUCAACCGCAUCACAUCUCCAAACGAACGCAUUUACCUGAUAGUCAAAGCCACAGUGCAGCUCAGCCACCCUGCCUCCAUGGAGCUGGUGCUCCGCAAGAGGAUCGCUGUCAACAUCUACAACAAACAGAGUUUCACUCAGAGUCUCAAGCGAAGAAUGUCCUUAAAGAACACGCUUUAUUCCUGUGGUGUGACCUAUGAGAUUGUUUCCAACAUACCAAAGGCCUCAGAAGAGCCAGAAGAAAGAGAAACCUUGGCCCUCAUGGCUGCUCGUGGAGACAGCGAGGAGACUCAGGAUGGAGAAACGUACAUAGAGAAAUACACACGGGGAGUUCUGGAAGUGGAGAACAUCCUCAGUCUGGAGAAGCUGCGACAGGCUGUGACAGUGAAGGAAGCACUCACUGCCAAGGGGAGACACCUCAGAAGGAGUGUCAGCACACCAAAUGUACAGCAUUCUUCAUGUAGUAAAACAGACCUGACUGGUUGUGAGGACGAAGAUUGUAAGGAUCACUGUGAUCACAUGGACAGCACCAUUUGCAAUCCCCAGGAGGGUUUAUUUUGCACCACACCCAUCAAAAGCAAGGAGAAUCAAGAGAACGCCACGUUUUUCAACUCCAGCCACUUCAAAGUCCUCUCACCUCAGCCACAUAAGUUCCUCAAGUCCCUGCUGCCAGUCAAAGAGGAGAACAAGGUGAAGAAAGCCCUGGAGGCUCGGCCGUUGCUGGGACAAGAGCUCCAUGCAUGCUGUGUGCGUGUGUGUGUGUGUGAAGUGUUUGCUGUUGUUCUGACCCAUCCGCAGAGCAUGCGCUCAUGUGUGGACAGCCCUGCACUGCUCCCCCCUCCCUGCCCCUGGCGCCGGCCCAGGGCAGGCAGCGAGGGCCACUGCAAGCCUUCCACCUCCACCUCCACCCCCACCUCCACCACUCCCACCAGCAGACAGCUCAGCCAUACACUGCCACACACUGCUCAGGACUCUGAGGACGAGGAGACGGAUGCCGAGACGCUUCUGAAUCUUGAUCUGGGCCCUCAGAACCACAGCAGCUUCCAGCCUUACAUUCCAGAGGACUUUGCAAACUUUGAGAUCUACAAUGCAACUCUGGAGAACCAGGAGAGGUUUCUGUCCUCUCGGUCUGACUUGAAGGGAAGCCAGUGUGGAGGUGGGACUGGAGAGAGGGAGGUGCCUCGAAGCCCCACGGCCAGCAGUUGCACGAGCGGCUACUUUUCACACAGUGCCUCCAACGCUACGCUGUCUGAUAUGCCUUUCAGUGCCAGUGAGAGCUCUGACCACCUCAAUUGCACCUCCAGAGACCCCCAUGACCCCCUCAGCUGUCCUACUGGAAGAGGCUGCACACAAAUCAAAAGUGUUUCUCUCUCAGCAGGUGGUGUUCAGGAUCUGCUCAGCCACACUGCCUCCUCACCUGUCAGCAUCACUAAUUGCACAGACAAGCAACAAACAUUGCCUCAAAACUGUGUUCUCAGUGCCAGCCAGGAGUUCACUGACUUUAAAGGGGCUGAUGACAGUAUUGGAGAGGCUGAUUUAGCACAUUUUACAGAGGGAUGGGAGCAGGAAGGUUUGAAGUUGUCCGCAAACCAGCAGAAGAAACCAGAUAAUACAGAAACAUGUGGCAAUCAACACUCCUCUGAUGUCUCUGAUAUUAUCAACACAUCCGUUCCUGAAAACACUUCAACUGCGAUAUGCAAAUCUACGAACAAUACAGGCUCUGUUAGCGUGGCCGUGCCCCCCAAUGCAACUGUUUGCACUUCAGUCAGAGUCCCAGUAUCUGUGUCUGACAAAGUCCCAGCUCCUUCUCCAGCAUCACCAUCCCCAGUCACACGUUUAUCUGCAGUCCCACCCUCUGCCCCAACUCUGCGAGCAGGAGGAGAACCUCCAAUCCAGGAGCCAGCCCAGGGAGAUCUGCCCCAUGGGAGUCCCUGUCCCAGUCCAAACCCCAGCAGCGCAGAGCCCUCAGGCGAUUCCAGUGGAGAUGAGAGUACCCCCGUGGCUCAGCUUCCUGACUGGAUGGCUCCCGGGGAGCAGGUGUGGGUGGGGAAGAGGAGAGGAACGGUCCACUAUGUCGGAGGGGUGGAGUUUGCUAAGGGGAUCUGGAUCGGUGUGAAGCUGGACAUGGCAGUGGGUAAGCACAACGGCACUGUCCAGGGCAGAGUGUACUUCCGCUGCCCUCCAGGCCACGGCGUGUUUGUGAAGCCAUCUCGUCUCACCAGAGGACCUCCCUCCAUGGACACAGAACCCCAGACUCUGAUCAGAUAGGACCCAAAGAAGGAACAGCUUUCUGAGGAACGGCGGGGACCCAAGCGUGGUCCUCAGAUCCAGUGCCUAUGGGUGAAUUGCAAGCUCACUUGUCCACUCAAGUCUCUGAGCUGAUGUAUUCUGCGAUGCGUUUCCUAAAGCAUAUCUGACCUGUGCAUUUCAUGAAGGUAUAUCCUAAUUACUGUCAACUGAAAAUUCACUAUGCACAUAUCUGAGUUUUCUACACGGUGAUAUAUUUUGAUAGAGAACUUUUAACUGGGAAUCCCUAUUGAAGUAUUUCCCCCAUACUUUUUCGUACAUUGGUUUCAUUAUAUAAAAUAUUUUUAUAAGACAAUAUAUCCUCCCCUGAGGCUCAUGGGAUAUGAAGAUUAAGAAUGUACUACUGUUAGUUAACAUUGAUAUUUACAUCAAUAUGAUAUGUCAGGGGUAACCAAAGAACUACGGUUCCAUAUCUGCUGUUAUGAGUAAUAUGUUGUUUUUCUAAUGUAUGUGGAGGUAAACAUUAUACAUAUAUGUGUGUGUCCAAGUAAAGCUUAGUGCCAUAUCUCUACGAGUAAUGCCACAUGCCCUGAACAGAGGACAAAUCUGCAAAACCUGAGUUGUUUGACCGCAGUUAACCUGUUAAAUUAUACUGUUGAAGUACUGUAACACUGUGGAGGAAGUAAUCCCCAUCCAGCAUGAGACUGUUGCUGUCUGAAUGCUUGCACUGGAAAGGAUUCUUGGAGAGUUCACUGACUCUUCCAUGUUGGACUGAUGAAAUAUGUUCUGACUGAAGUGACUGAGCGCGUCUUGACUUCAGUGUGGAGGACAAAGCAGCUAGGCUUUGUCCAAGGCCUGAAUAUGCUGAUGCCUUAAUACCCUGUUUCCAUAAAGGCAGGCACAUAGACCCCAGACUACUCAGUGAACUCCAUAAUAAGGUCACUGAGUUUUAAACUAACUAACUAACUGUAUGGACCUGAAACCUGUGUAUGUGUAUCAUGAUGCCCAGAGGCAUUCAAAAUGCCAUCCAGCCUCGCUGACUGAUAGAAUACCUUUUUAACUGCAAUUUAUAAGUUAACUGACUGAUAUAUAACACUACAUGUUAAAAGGUACUCAAUAAUGCAUUUUUUUUCACGUGGAGGAUUGGAUGAAUGGGUGACAGAGUGUAUCAGGUUACACAAGGUGGUGCAAAAGUAGUUUAGUUACAGAGAAGAGUUGUCCUAUGAACUUAUAUUUUUAUGGAGGUGGUGAAUUGUGGAACUGACUAGAAAUAGUUUAUAUAUCCCAGCUGUAAUUUCAAGUAAAUGAAACAAACCCAAGACCUUUAAAGAAGAGAACAAAGCUGCUCUCCCUCAUAAGGAGUUGUAAAUAGAAAUGUAUUUGAACAUAGUAUUUACACUAUUAUAAUGUACAGAAUUGUAUUUAUAAUGUAUCUCAAACUGUUAAUUGGUACAAAAUGUUCUAGAAUAGAACAUUUACAAUCAGAACGCUGUCUCGACUCUUCAUUUGGCACAUUCAAGCUGACUUUGUUGCACGUUGUCUAAUAUUUUAUGUGUACAUAAUAUACAUUCAUUCUCUUUUAAGAAGGAGUCCUCAGCAGUCCUCACAGAAUACUAUUCCAUGAGUCAAGAUUUGCUGUGCAUUAAACUGGAACAUCUAUGAAAAAUAUUUUCAAUAAUUCAUUCAUGCAAGGAUAUUGAUUCACUAUGCUAAAGUUUUCUAAAAUGCCCUUUUUUCCUUACCUUAAUAAUAAGUGCAUAUCCAAAGUGUAUAGACUGAGGGAGUGGGUCUGCAGUGGAUUCAGCUGUGACUGAAACUAACCUUGAGUUAUAACUUUAAGGAUCAUGUUUUGUAAUAAAGUGAGCACCCAAGUGUUGCGUUCCCUCAGUGAAGCACUGUACGCAGCAUAAAC